Molecule: messenger RNA, 2646 nt
Organism: Alternaria infectoria
Lineage: Eukaryota; Fungi; Ascomycota; Dothideomycetes; Pleosporales; Pleosporaceae
Exons: 2
Coding region: 1-2646 (881 amino acids)
Source: RefSeq, a predicted model, not a curated record
AUGAGGAACAUCGACGUCAUCUACGAUUUACGCUUAGAUGGCGCGAAAGCUCGAAAGAAAUUGUUCGAUUACCUCGAAGAGAGGCAUCCUGGUGGCGAAUCCAUAUGGCACAGCCUCGUGCAGAACUUCCACAGCCAUGAUGUAGUCAAAUUUCCAGAGUACGCUACUCGACCACGCUCAAUCGAAACCAUUACUACCUGGGUAUAUUUCUUCACAGAAGCUCGACAGGGUGUUCUACUGAAGGGAAUGGACUUCGACGCAUUAGUCCUCGAUGAAGCUGUAGCAGCUGUAGCAGCGGAGCAAAAGAAACCGAAAAAGAAGAACAAGCCGAGGAAACGUAAAGGUGCCAAAUCGGGGGAGCUGCCUGAUGAGAAGGAGCUGCCAGUUGCUCAAGAGAAGUGCACAUCUCAAGACCUUCCUGUGUCUCUUGAACAACCUCCACAGAGGGACGACACGACACCGCAAGAGGAGUCUGUAACUCAAGAACAACACACAUCCCCAGAGCAAGCUCUACCCCAGGAAGAGCCCCAAACCAAAAAGCAGCGCUUAUCUCGAGAGCUAUCGACUACGCCUACACCUUGUGGACCUACACCCUUUUCAACGCUGGAAGAGAAGGAGAAGAGCGAGCAGAAGCAGUCAACAGAGCAGUUAAAGAAGCAAAGAAAGAAGCAAUCGAGAUGGGAGAAGAAACAUGGCAAGGCAGGAAAAUCCGACGCUAACAAGCAAGCAGCCUCAAUCACGGUGGAGGAGUCUUCGCCAUCCGUUGUCGCGAAGGCCGAUGACGGUGGUGACAGUGUUGCUGGAAACGCCGACAAGGAUAACGACGGUGUUAUUGGCAGCAGUGUUAUCAACGACGGUGGUGACCUUGGUGGCCACUUGUCUGCGGCUGAUUCGGUUCCUAGCGAUGAAGCGCCUACCAAUCAAGAGACGGUUCAAGAGCAUCCAAGCAACAGGUACGAAGUUUUGAUGGCCAAGCCGUCGAAACACGCUGGGAAGUCCGCCGGAAAGCUAGCGUUCCAUGCCGAUAGUGAAGAUGACAUGAAGAAGGCCAUGGAGGAGAGUCUUCUGAACGACCCGGGUAGUUGGUCAAAGGUGCAAGGGCGCGCGAAAGUGCGACCAAAGCAGAAGCAGAAACAGCGCACCGACGAUCGCAAGAGUAUCCAAGAUGCGUACAGAGAGAGAGGCUAUGCAACUGCUGUUACCGAUGCACAGUUGGACAGGGCAAGAGCUGAAGUGAAAUCGAGAGAGGUACGGGCGGACUAUCUCAGAUCUAAAAUAACGAGCUUGUCUGCUCUAAUACCAGGUGAGGGCAGCACUGGAUCAAUCAAAGAACACAACAGUACCGCUCGCGGGCAGCCUACUUCCUGGUCAGCGCUUUUUAAGCCUACGGAGAAUGACACAGGGCGCAGUUCCCCUCGAGACGCGACUCCGUCUACGAAUGCUGUAGAAACGCAACCGCGUACCACAAACGUCAGAGAGGACCAUGAACCCAUCCAAGAGAGUGCGCAUUCUGUAGAACCUCAAGCUGUUGCGCAAUCAGAACCACCCGUCAAGCAAGAGGAUUUCAAGGGCUCAAAGCCGUCCAAGGCUGUUGCCGGCGCGGUAUCGACUCCCACAUCAGGCACAGAGAACAGCGAGUCCAUCAAGAAGACCGUACGGCCUGCGAGCCGUCACAAGACUAUGCAAUCACAACCACCAGUUAUUCAAGAGAGUCCCGAGGAUUUGGUGUCGUCCAAGGUCGUUGCGGGCGCAGGAACGACCUCCACAUCAGGCACAGAGAAGAGCGGUUCCACCAAAGAGACAGUACAGCUUGUGGAUUCUCAGAAUGUUGCGGAACAAGGAGUUCCGGCAGAUAAGGGGGCAUCCGGGGACUUUACACCAUCUGAAGAUGCUGCGGGUGCGGGAUCGACUUCCACAUCUGGCAUAGAGAACAGCAGUCCGAUCAAGGAGACGGUACUGCCUGCGGAGCCUCAAGAUAUCGCGCAAUCGGAGCAUCCGGCAGAGAAGAAGAAAUCCAGGGACCUCGCGCCAUGCGAAGACGCUGCUGAUGCAAAAUCAACUCCUGCGCCCAGCGCAAGGAACGAAGGCUCCACCACAGAGAGCGCACAAACUGUCGACCCUCACUCCUUUGCGCAAACAAAGAUACCGAUGGAUGAGGAGGCUGCCGAAACUCGCCACAGGCGUAGGGCCAGCUCGCCGCCAUCUGUGAGUUCUCACGCUCCUGCGCAAUCGCAACCGCCGGUGGACGAAGAGGCACCCGAAUAUCACCACAGUCAUGAGGACGGUUCGCCGCCUCCUGCGAGUCUUCACGCUUCUGCGCCAUCGCAACCACCGGUGGAUAAGGAGGUCCCUGAACCUCACCAUAGUCAUAAGGAUAGCUCGCCGCCACCUGCGAGUCCUCACGCUCCUGCGCAAUCGCAACCGCCGGUAGACGAAGAGGAGCCCAAGGACUACAAUGGCCAUGAGGAUCACACAGAAUUACUUCAGGAAGAUGAUACACCAAGCCAGCCCUCAAUCGUGGCCGACUCGGCCACGUCGCAUGUGGAGCAGUGGCUUGCAAGUAAAUAUGCAGCUGCCUUCGCCGGGCUCACGCAAGCGGAAAUAGACAAUGCGCACUGGCGGCCUCAGCAGUCAACAACGAUUUAG